GGAGAAAGGGAGAAAGGGAGAGAGGGACGAAGGAAGAAGAGCAGAUCUAAUUCGUUGAGAAAAUCCAAUUCGUUGAUUCUUCGAUUCUCGGGUCGGCUCGGGUCGGCUCGCAUGAACCCAAAACCCUCGGCGACAAGGUCGUGCUUGCCUUGACUCCGUGCCGUUUUCAUGUUCUGAGGGUUUCUCCGCUUUUCCCAGACGUACGCCUUCUGCUGACUUGCAUCAAUCCGUGACCUGGCUGCGAGAGAGCGAUCGAUCGAGCGAGUUAGAGAGCGAAUGAGGAGUAUCGCCGACGAGAGGCGCGACAUCGUGUUGUGUCCGGCGGGUGGGGAAUUUUCUCCUCGAGGACGGCGUUUGUUCUUUCGCACAUCGCUGGGUUUUGUCGAGCUGGCCAGUGAUCUUUCCGACGCCCUGUUUCCGAGAUUAAUCGGAGUAUGCCCUCUUUUAAGAAUCCUCUAUCGUACGCCGGUUUUUUGGACGAUGGCGGAUCAAGUUGACCUCCUUCAAUCGCCCGGAAAGUAAUCUCCAGAGACAUUGGCAAUUGUGAAAUAGAUUCGAAAGCUGAAUCGGCAAAAGUUUUUAUCUUCGACGAGGUGCGCUUUAGAUGCUCUUUCGGCCGAGCGAAAGGUGUGGUUGAACUUUUGAGAGUCGGCGCUGGGAGCUCUCAUGACUCUCUCCUUGGGCAAGCGCUCCCUUUGCCUUUUUGUUUACCUGCUCGUCCUCGAUGGCGUUGCGAUUUUCUUCUUUACCCGUGGGUUCCUCCUUACAAGGACCGAGCUCUCUGUUUUUAGUGAGUGUUCGGACGUUUCGAAUUGUCCCUCAUGCUUCGAUCGAUCACUCAAGUGCCAUACCGAGGAUCAACAGGCAGAAGAUCUGGCGGCCAAUAGACCGACCUCUGGAUUGCUCAUCGAUUCCCACUGCACGCAUGGUUUAGAUGAAGGAGCGAAGAAUGUAGCAGCGGGAACUUCGAAGCAAGUCAAUGACUUCAACGAGGGAUGUUGGACACUGCCGGCAAUCAAAAAGGCUGUUAUCCUCAUCAUCGACGCUUUAAGAUUCGACUUCGUUGCACACAGUAGGAACUUCAAUGGAGAGCCAAAGCCAUGGAUGGAUAAGCUUUCGAUAUUACAGCGUUUGGUUGAAGAGCAAAAUUCCACCGCUCGCAUCUUCAAAUUUAUCGCUGAUCCACCCACUACAACUCUACAAAGGCUGAAGGGCAUAACAACGGGUGGUUUACCAACAUUUAUUGAUAUUGGCCACAGUUUUGGUGCUCCAGCCAUCGCUGAAGACAACUUGAUAUCACAACUACAGAGAACGGGAAAGAGGGUUGUGAUGAUGGGGGAUGAUACUUGGAUGCAGCUCUUCCCAACUCAGUUCUCCAUGGCUUAUCCUUUUCCAUCAUACAAUGUCAAGGACCUUCAUACUGUCGACGAUGGCGUAAUUCGUGAGCUCUUUCCUGCUCUGCAUCGAAAUGAUUGGGACGUUUUGAUUGGACACUUUCUUGGCGUGGAUCAUGUAGGUCACAUAUUUGGUGUAGAGUCCCCUCUUAUGGUGGAGAAGCUGAAGCAGUACAAUGACGUCAUUGAGAAUGUGGCCACAUUGCUGAAAAAUAUGUCAGAGCCUGGUGGGUUGCUCGAAGAUACCUUGCUCAUCGUAAUGGGAGACCAUGGCCAAACUUUGAACGGAGAUCAUGGAGGAGGAACACCCGAAGAGGUGGAGACUGCACUCUUUGCUCUAAGUACACAUCACAAUUCGAGGUCUUCUCUUCCUGAAUCGCUAAAAUCAUGUGAAGUUGAAGAUCCAGUUAUUGGUUGCAUCAGCUCCAUUCCCCAGUUGGACUUUUCGGCAAGCAUGUCAUCAUUCCUCGGUGUACCAUUUCCAUACGGAAGUGUGGGGCAAGUGAAUGCAGAGUUGUUCGAUCUUGUCGCUAGAGAUGCCGUCUCCUCUACUACACACGUGGAAGAUGAUACAGUAUGGUCAAAGGCUUCUUUGACGUUGAUGGAACAUUAUAAAGAAGUGCUGUGUAUAAACAGCUGGCAGGUGAAAAGAUACUUUGAGGCAUACUCUGCAGUUGCCAUAAGUGGGUUUCCUCCACAGGAUCUAGCGCGAUUGACCGACUUGUACUCUACAGCACAAAAUAUCAACACUACAGAAAGAGACCUGUUUUGUAGUUGGGCUUCCUCUACCGAUGAAUCGAGUAGAAAAGCGACGAGACAAAGAAUUCUAGACGAAGUUCAGAAGCAAGUCGAAGCUUUUAGAGAGUACUUGAAAGCUGCAGCUGCUCUAGCGCGAUCUCAGUGGACACAAUUUGGCAUUGAGUGGAUGGUUGUCGGUUUAUCAUUCUUAAUUGCAUCUGUAGUUAUACGAGCUGCUGCACUACGUCGACUUUCUCAUAGUGGUAAACAGAGGUGGGAGGCAGGGCUGUUUCCCACUAAGCCGUUACUCAUAAACAGCAUCGGAGCUAGUUAUCCUAUAAUUAUGCUGGUUGUUCUGCACCCACUUCUGACGAGAACACCCUUGCAGCCCGUUGUGACGUAUAUACGAGACAAUCUUAGCAUAGUGGUUGUCUGUGUUACUGUAGGAGCAUCAGUUAUGGCAUACUUGACGUCGUCACCUAGGUCUUUUUCUGAGAAGAAGUUUAGAACCUUAGCCAACGAACAGAAAUCCGAUCAUAGAAAAUGGUCCUGGGACAUGGAGGUUGACUUUAGAAGUAUAGCGGCUACUGUCUUUGUGAUACUCCAUGGUUUCAGCUUAUUUUCGAACAGUUAUAUCGUGGCAGAAGAAUCUGUGAUCAAUUACUUGAUGGCCUCGUCAAGCAUUGUUUACUUAAGAUAUUCUAUUAAGGCGCGUUCAAAAAUUGUCCAGGCUCUCUGUUUUAUGGUACUCGUGUGGGUUUUACCCAGGGUACAAACUCUAGCUCUUUUCAAGGGGAUGAAAGCCGUCGACAGUUCAGGGCCCUUGUACUCAACUCUUGCAAGCAGAAAUCUGCUUCUUCAAGUGAUCCUGACCUGCACAACCGUAGUACUUCCCCUCCUCGUCGUCACAUGGAUAUUAAGGUGCAGAUUAGGGAGAUCUCACUAUUGUGCUGGAAGAUUGUGGAAGACUGUACGUAGCGGGGUAUCCAUCAGCUACUUUUUAAUCGGUGUUUACUGGAUCAUCAUGGAUCUAACAAACACCGAGUUUAUAACGAUGGACGACGACAUGAUGAAAAUUGUGCGUUUGUACAUCCCUCGUAUUAUCUAUAUGACCUCUGUUGUAGUCGUCUUAGCCACUAUCACAGCAGUUAUUUUCAGCUGGGCAAGACCGGGAGUCGAAGUUGCUUCUUCAGCAAAGCUGUUAAUAGAAACUGGGGCCAGUGUUGCAGCUGGAUCCAGUGGAACAAUUUUACUUCUGAUGGGAAGAAGGGGGCCCUUGAUUUCAAUGCUGGUUAUACUAGAAGUGUGGUGUUUCUUGGAGCUUCAAGCUAUUACAACCACAAGCGGAUCGACUGACUUGAGUGAUGCUGAGGACGAGAGAAAAAGGGUUGACAAAAUAGUUCAGUCAUUUGGAGCAACCGCUGACUGGAGUAUGGUCGCCUUACAGCUUUUCUUUUCAACGGGCCACAGCUGUGCAUUUGACGGUCUCCACUUUUCCGCCGCAUUCAUCGGAUUCGACGACUUCGGCUUUUACCAGCAGGGUAUACUUCUUGCAGUUGAGACGUUCGGAGCAUCCCAUUUGCUGCCUGUCUUCGGACUUCCAGUUAUAAUCUUGUUGGGUCAGAACCUCUUACGAUCUCGCGGGCGAGACGAUGAGAGGAUGGUUAUUACGGAGGUUACGAAGGGCUACUUAUGGUUUGGUACUCUUCGGGCUAUAAUUGCAGUCAUUACGACGGCUAGCGUUUGCAUACAAAGACGUCAUUUGAUGGUCUGGGGUAUCUUCGCACCAAAGUUUGUUUUCGACGCUCUGGGUUUCUUAGUGCUAGAUGUGCUCGUCAUUUUAGCAACCGCUAUUUUUUUAAUCUUCCGAAGACCAAAGCAGCACGAGGCUUGAUAUAUUAGCUUGGUAAUUUGAUGAGUUGGAAAUGAUGAAUCAAACCUCGACUUUGGAAGGAAGAUGUCAAACCGGGAUGAUCAACCUUAUCGUACCUUGCAGUCAGAAACAGUGAAGGUAGUGUGCUGGAGUUGAUCUCUUGGACUGAAGGCACAGGCCCGGUUUCUGCACCUGCACCCAAAUCCAUGGAGAGGAGUUUCGGACGGCUUAGAGUAUAAGUUUGGCGCGUCAGAGUUGUUUGUCUAAGCUUUCUCUCUCUCUUGAUUCCUUCGUCAACGAUCGAUUUGUAUCCUUCUAAUUAAUCAUAUGAAGAGAACUCCGAGGAAGGUAAGACAAUGGUGCUUUACAAAGAGGGCCUGUAUUACUCUUAAGGUAUCAAUACUUUAACUCAUGCUUUGAUGUAUGGGCUCGAUUGUAUCGAUUCACGUUUUGUGAUAUGAAGCACACACUCUCUACGAGUACGUCUGUGGUGGCUCCCCAGUGUCCGCUGUGCAUAUGAUUGGUCCAUCUACGUUUGAAUGCUCACCUAUACGCAGGUAUCUGAAGUCGUACAGUUUUAACACUCC
Marchantia polymorpha subsp. ruderalis is the source of this 4592-nucleotide messenger RNA. The record is from the annotation of a GenBank genome assembly. Lineage: Eukaryota; Viridiplantae; Streptophyta; Marchantiopsida; Marchantiales; Marchantiaceae.